UAACCAACGUUAUAUAAUUUUACAUUGUUUUUUGUUUUGUUUUGAUCUGUCCUGACAGAAUUAAUUUUCGGUCUUUAUAACGAAUAUUUUGUUAAAAUCAAAAGAAAUAACCCAAAAAAAUGAAUCCAAAUCAAGUUAAUCCGAAUAUGAUGAUCGUACCGGGUAAUAUUCCGCCGGCACAAAUAUCAAAUACGGCAUCACCGCAUCAAAUUUUACCAAAUUCAUCGGUUUCUAAUCAACCGCAACCACCUCAACCACAAACAUCAUCAUCAUCAUCGCAUCAAAUGUCCAAUACUCAUCAUGAUCUGAAUCGAUUGAAAAAUUUAAUUUCAAUGCUUCGUGAAACAUUACGAAAUUUUUUCAUAAUUUCUGGAAUGAAUCUAGAUUAUAGUACACAAAUGGAUAAUUUCAAUAAAAAUCUGGAACAGCCACCUAAAUUGGAAAAAUCAUUGGAAGAUAUAUUGGCUCUUUGCAACCAAAUCGAAUUAUGUUUACGAACAAUUCUGGAAUGUACAAUUCAAUCACGAGAUAGUAAAACUUAUUUACCAUUUCAAGUUUCGAAUGAAUAUAAUUUGGAACAACCGGGAAUGUUACAGGAUAAUACACAGCCAAAAUCAUAUGCAUCUUAUUUGAAUGUAAUCAAAAAACAGGUGACAUAUGCCAAAUCAAUUUAUGAAAUUCUUUCCGAAAGUGUUAAACAAAUUAAAACAAUACCUGAUACAAUGAUUUCUUCACAAGUUCAUCAUCAAGUACAACAAUUGCAACAAAUGCCUCAUCAAAAUCCUAAAUUGCCCACACAACUUCCCUCACAUCAAUAGAUCAAUAUUCAAACAAAUUAAAGUUCAAUUUUUUAAAAUUU
This is a messenger RNA of Dermatophagoides pteronyssinus (European house dust mite), 859 nucleotides long. It is a transcript of the gene ix, whose product is annotated as mediator complex subunit intersex. Gene Ontology annotation, cellular component: mediator complex. Gene Ontology annotation, molecular function: transcription coregulator activity; transcription factor binding. Gene Ontology annotation, biological process: regulation of transcription by RNA polymerase II. The record is from RefSeq and is a predicted model, not a curated record. NCBI's taxonomy places the organism in Eukaryota, Metazoa, Arthropoda, Arachnida, Sarcoptiformes, Pyroglyphidae.